Ctenopharyngodon idella (grass carp) is the source of this 1139-nucleotide messenger RNA. It is a transcript of the gene smim8, whose product is annotated as small integral membrane protein 8. The record is from RefSeq and is a predicted model, not a curated record. The transcript is spliced from 2 exons. The coding region runs from base 280 to 597 and encodes 105 amino acids. NCBI's taxonomy places the organism in Eukaryota, Metazoa, Chordata, Actinopteri, Cypriniformes, Xenocyprididae.
GACUCAAGUACAGGAAAUAAAAAGAGUCGAGAGCAACAUGAAAGCCAUAUUAGAAUGUGCAGAUAGUGUGCAAAGGAGGAAAGGCGACUCUGAAAUAAAGUGACUUUAAUACAGAACAGAAGGUGGCAGUAAUGCAACAAUUUGGAUGGCAGCUGCCGUAAAACCUCAAAGAAGAAGAAGAAGUGUUUAUGUUCAGCGUGUGUUUGGCUGUAGAUGGUCUGAUUUUUGUGAGUAGCAGCGCGCGUUUAUGCCCUCUGUGCGGCAGCUGUGAGGAGGAUCAUGAGUCCCGCGCAGGACAGCAGCAGCAGCAGCGGUAAAGGAGGCGCGCAGCAGCCGGCCAGCAGCUCCGCGGACUCGGGCUACAGGAGUCCCGGGCUCCGGGGCGUCACAACCACCUCACUGUUCCGCGCGGUCAACCCGGAGCUCUUCAUCAAACCGAAUAAAGCGGUCAUGGCCAUGGGUCUGCUGAGCCUCACGCUGUGUGUGGGGUACCUGGGAUAUCUGCACGCCAUCAGAGAGAGCGACCAGCAGCUGUACGAGGCCGUGGACAGUGACGGAGAGAGGUACAUGAGGAAGAGGACCUCCAGAUGGGACUGAGAUCAUCAUCAUCAUCAUCACUGCACCUCACAUAAAUCACCCAGGAAUAAUUCAUAGACAUGAACUGAACAUGUCAGUGUAGUGGAAGUCUUGCUCUGUGUGUGUGUGUGUGUGUGUGUGUGUGUGUGUGUAAUGGUUUUAAACAUAUGCGAUAUCAUUUAAUUAGACUCAUAUUCCGCUUUAUAUUGCACAGUAUAGUAAUCUAUCCAUAAUUACCAGACCAACACACAGUUACUGCAUUUAGAUUCUUGUUUGGGCAGGGCUGAAGCAUAUAGCUGAGUUAAUAUGCCACAAUAUGGGUUAUUUUGGGAAAAUUACAUUCAGCUAAUAAAUUAGUCAUAUUAGUUGUAAUCUUUCCUUAGUGAAACCAUCUUAAAACAUGAUUUUCAAAUAUGCACAUAUGUUAAAGCAGGGAGUAAAAUAAUAUUUAUGUAUGACAAAGUUAAAUUUGACAAAUAAUUAUUUUAAGAUCCAUUGUUAUCAGCUGCUGAUUGUGUUGAACACUGAAGAUUGUUCAAUAAAAUAUUUUGUGAGACAAUUUA